AUGCUUCCUUCGCUCGCCCUUCUCGCCCUCCCAUUCGUGGCCGCGGCUCCCGCAUCGUGGUUCCAACCCCGCGACUCGGAAAUCCACAACCUCUUCAAGCGCCAGGGUCCCAUCCCCGACCCCCAAGGCUUUGCCUCCCACUACCCUCCCUCUGGCCGGGUGGCCAACGGCACCCUUCCUCAAGCCUGGGUUGACAAGUAUAACCGCGUCAAGGCCGAAGGCAAGAUCCCCUCGCCCGAAGUCAACCCCGUUGCCGUGAGGCGCGAUGGUAACCCCGUCUACGAGGGCCGUGACGGUUCUGACAAGUCGAUCUGCUCCUUCAACACGGGUUGCCGCGCCGAUGAUGACUACUUCCUCGCCCCAGAUGGAAUGUUCGUGGUAUGUCUUCUUACCUUUGACGAUGGGCCCACCCCGGCCUCGCCCGCUCUCUACGACUUCAUGCAGGAGAACAACAUCACCCGCCAGGCGACCCACUUCAUGAUCGGCGGCAACAUUGCCGCUGACCCCCACACCAUGCAGCGUGCUUUCCGUCAGGGCGGCCACAUCGCUGUCCACACCUGGUCGCACCCCCAGAUGACCACGCUCUCGGACGAGGCUGUCAUGGGCGAGCUUGGCUGGACUAUGCAGGUUAUCGCCGACCUGACUGGUGGCCGCGUCCCCGCCUACUGGCGCCCCUCGUACGGUGACACGGACAACCGUGUUCGCGCCAUUGCCAAGCAUGUCUUUGGCAUGGACUGCGUCCUCUGGAACCGUGACACCAACGACUGGAAGAUUGGCCAGUCGCAGACCGUCGACAGCACCCGCAAGAUCAUGCAGGAGUGGUGGGUCGGCCCCAAGUCGCCCGGUAUCCUUGCUCUCGAGCACGACCUCAACAAGGACUGCGUUGACGUCUUCAUCGCCGAGUACCCCGGUGCUAUCGAGAACGGCUGGAAGGUUUCGUCGGUUCCCGACGCCUUCGGCCUCAAGUGGUACCAGAACGCCGACUCCAACGAGGGUCCCGUCACCAACUUCACCAUCGCCUCUGACACUCAGCUCAACCUCAACCUCUCGGCUCCCAUCCUCGGUGCCUCCGUGAGCGCAACCCCCUCGGCUUCGAGCAACGUCAGUGCGUCGGGCAGCGCCAACGCGAGCUCGUCGGGCUCUGCUUCCGCUUCGGCCUCGCCGAGCACCACCUCCAACUCGGCUGCGUCGGCUCUCGCCCUCCCCGGCCUCGCCUCGCUGCUCCUCGGCGCGCUUGCCGUCCUCUCCCUCUAG
Messenger RNA from Cutaneotrichosporon oleaginosum, 1254 nucleotides. RefSeq lists its product as uncharacterized. The record is from RefSeq and is a predicted model, not a curated record. Gene Ontology annotation, molecular function: chitin deacetylase activity. Gene Ontology annotation, biological process: carbohydrate metabolic process. NCBI's taxonomy places the organism in Eukaryota, Fungi, Basidiomycota, Tremellomycetes, Trichosporonales, Trichosporonaceae. Gene Ontology annotation, cellular component: membrane.